AUGGUUGACAGUGUGCCUAAAGGCAAGCAGGAUAGCACAUUACUGGCCUCUUUGCUUCAGUCAUUCAGCUCUAGGCUGCAGACUGUUGCUCUGUCACAGCAAAUUAGGCAGAGCCUGAAGGAGCAAGGAUAUGCCCUCAGUCAUGAUUCUUUAAAAGUAGAGAAGGAUUUAAGGUGCUAUGGUGUGGCCUCAAGUCACUUAAAAACUUUGUUGAAGAAAAGUAAAGCUAAAGAUCAGAAGUCUGAUCCCAAUCUUCCUGAUGUAACUAAAAACCUCAUCAGAGAGAGGUUUGUAGAGUCCCCUCACCAUGUUGGACAAAGUGGAACAAAGGUCAUGAGCGAACCUUUGUCGUGUGCUGCAAGAUUGCAGGCCGUUGCAAGCAUGGUAGAAAAAAGGGCUAGCCCUGCCACCUCCCCCAAACCCAGUGUUGCCUGUAGCCAGUUGGCAUUACUCCUUUCCAGCGAAGCCCAUCUGCAGCAGUAUUCUCGGGAACAUGCUUUAAAAACACAGAAUGCAAAUCAAGCAGCAAGUGAAAGACUUGCUGCCAUGGCCAGACUGCAGGAAAAUGGCCAGAAAGAUGCAGGCAAUUUCCAGCUCUCAAAAGGAAUGUCCAGCCAUCUCAAUGGACAGGCCAGAACAUCAUCAUCCAGCAAACUGGUGGCUAGCAGGAGUAAUGCUUCCACAUUUCAGAACCCAAUGGCUGUUGUCCCUUCUUCCCCUAAGAAUUCGGGCUACAAAAACUCACUGGAAAGAAACAGUAUAAAGCAAGCUGCUAAUAACAGUUUGCUUUUACAUCUCCUCAAAAGCCAAACCAUCCCCAAGACAAUGAAUGGACACAGCCAGAAUGAGAGAGGAAGUAGUUUUGAGGACAGUAGUACACCUACCACUGUUGAUGAGUAUUCGGAUAACAACCCCAGCUUUACAGAUGACAGCAGUGGUGACGAAAGCUCC
Messenger RNA from Nannospalax galili (Upper Galilee mountains blind mole rat), 951 nucleotides. RefSeq names its product nuclear receptor-interacting protein 1-like. The record is from RefSeq and is a predicted model, not a curated record. The transcript has a single exon. NCBI's taxonomy places the organism in Eukaryota, Metazoa, Chordata, Mammalia, Rodentia, Spalacidae. Gene Ontology annotation, molecular function: signaling receptor binding; transcription coregulator activity. Gene Ontology annotation, biological process: regulation of transcription by RNA polymerase II. The annotation marks the transcript as partial. Gene Ontology annotation, cellular component: nucleus.